This is a messenger RNA of Musa acuminata subsp. malaccensis (wild Malaysian banana), 674 nucleotides long. The record is from RefSeq and is a predicted model, not a curated record. NCBI's taxonomy places the organism in Eukaryota, Viridiplantae, Streptophyta, Magnoliopsida, Zingiberales, Musaceae.
UUGAAGGUUCCCUUAUAAAUAUCGUGUCUCAUAUCAAGUAUCUCAAACGUGGAGGAUUUGAGUUCAAGCUGAUCAACAAUGAAGAUGUCAUUUGUGCUCGUUUUUACAUUUGGUUUGGUCAUCAUCCUCUCCAAAACUGGUGUGGAAGGGAGAAGGCUUGAGGAGAAUCCCUUGGAUAGCUCUCUUCGAGGAGUUCAGGGAAAGGAAUACGUGCAUGCUGAUAAUAAAGUUGUGUUUAUCUCCAGUAGUACUGGUGGAAGCAACGACGAGGAGGCCAAGAAAGACAUCAACAGUAUUCCCGGAGAGAAGAAGGUAAAAGCUGCUGCAGAUGCAUCACUUGGCUAUUCCUUUGGUGCCACGAAGGAUGCCGAGAACGACAAGAUGUUUGAUGUUAGUACCAUGUCACGCACUCGACCCACGGACAAGUUACCGCACCACAACUUAAGGGAUUCUGCUAAACGCCCUUAAGACUAUGCUGCUACCAUGAACUGCUAUCUUCUACAGUAGUAUAUGGGAUGUGUGAGAUUUGCUCAGUAUAUGGGGCAAAUGCUUUCAAGUACUUAUUGCCAUGUAUAGCUCUAGAUCAUUAUGUCAUGGAUGGCUGGGGCUUUUCUGUCAAUGUACUGAACUACUACUGCAUAAAAUAAAAUGUCCAUGGCUGCCUUGGCUUGUUA